AUGAUAGAAUCAACAGCAUGGAAUUCGAAAAAGGACGAAACCAUAUACAAAGCGGCUGGCUCGAUACAUCUGCGAAAGUAUGGUCAGUUUUUUGAUCAUUUGGCAGUGAAAACUUGGAAGGCCGAUUCCACAUUGGAGUAUUUCAUGGAAGGUCCUUUGCGGCUGGUAUAUAAACCCGUCGAAGAUGUUAGUCUUAUACAUUUAAUAGAGAUAAAGAAUAAAUUCUUAUCAAAAUUACUUGCCACUGUAGCUGGCACUUGCAGAGAAAUCAGACUUCUCGAAAUAGAAGCCAAGUCCUUCUACAAAAAAUUAUUUACACAUGGCGAAAGGGACGUGGAAAAUAAUCAAAAGAACAUUACGUCCCUCCUUUCCGACUUGCAAGAUCUAUACGUGUUUGUGAAUAGAGUAUCGGUUGUUGCGCAUCUAACAACGGAACAACUAUCCAGCUUAGCUGGUAACUCUAAUGAAGUCUAUCUACCGGUACUGAUAGAGCAUUUUAUUGAUCUGUUUGUAAUUGUGCUAACAUUGGAUGAAAUCAUUGAAUCUCAGCCAUCGCUGUUGGAACAAUGGAAAAAGUACAGAAUGCAUGUACGUUCUAUCAUGCAUAGUCCAUCGCAGUUUGGUAUAGUGGAAUCAAAGCUUCACACGUUUGAUAAAUUAUUGAAGGACUUGCAAGAAAAUUUGUUAAAAAAGGUCAUAUUUUCCAAAGUAAUAGAACGAGUGAUGGAGGUGGGUAAAGGUCCUCUGAUGAGCGAGCAGAUUACUAGUUACCUGAAAAAUCUGAUGGCAGACAUAGAAAACAAAUCUGACAGCAGAGCAACAUUGAACAAGAAUUGGAUCAGAGUAAAUAUUGGUAUUGCUGUACUGAUGAAACUGUUUGGUACAUGCGAUAAGAGAUUACUUAAACGAAUACUAGAGAAUAACAAGAAGAUUUAUGCUGUUACUCUGAUUGGAAAUGUAAUAUGGACACCCAAUAAAUUUUUAAGCGAUUUCCUGCCAAAGGAAGCUGGCAAUGCUAUCGGUUCGCAAAUAGGAGAAAAGUUAUUGUCCUCUAGAACUCAGAAAUUGUCUCAAACAGUGAACAAUUUAAUUCACAGAGCCGUAACGUGGUCCUCUGAACUACAGACUAUUUCAAUGAAGACUAGUCUGCAAGUUUCAGACAUUGGGCAUAAACAAUUUCUGUUGGUAGAGUUAGUUAUUUUGCUGUCUCAAAUUAAAGAAACUGUAUCCUUUGUAAUGAACAUGCAUGCUGCGCUUAUUAAACCAAUGAAUCGUAAUACUGUUCAGUUGAUCUGCAGGCUGAUAGAAGUGCAGAAGUGUUUGCAGAAUACAUUUUAUAUGUUUGGACCAGUUAUAGUGCAAUCACAGAGCCAGGUAUUACAAUACCAGAGUUAUUACAUUUUAGCUACGUUAGAGAACGCACGGAAAAGUUUAAUACAAAAGGAUAAAGGCUACAGUAAAGAAAGAUUGGACAGUUUGUCCCUCAUAAGUUUGAGUAUGAAGCUAUUAAACGGACCGGCGAGUGCGGAUAGAAGAUUGCUAACCAGAUGUGCGUUAGCAUGCUCUAGUCAAUUAACAGAUACGUUCAAAGAAGAGGACGUGCUGAAAUUACGAUAUUUGUUAGACAAUUACGAUACUGUUGCUGAUAUGCAUAAUAUUAUCAAUGAAAUCUGCGAUUAUUCCAUAUUGUUGCAUCAUCAGAACAUAAUUCCUGCUUACUUCUCUUCCGUGACGGACAGUAAUUUGAACAUAAGUCAUGUUGUUCAUCUGUUCGGUGCAUUUAACAGCACCAUCAGUGAACAGGAAGGAUUGGAUUUAAAGGAGAAAAGGAUCGCCCAGUUGAAGGAGAUGUUAACCAAGAACGUAUUGGAACCUGUCUGCCAAGAAAUUGAAAUAAACUUAAGACUUCACGUUCAUGCGCAUUUAAAGAUGGAUUCUACUAAUCCAUUUAAUAUCGGAGCAAAGGAUGGUGGAAGAGUGGUGGAAUCGUUGCCGUUACCUCUAGCCAACAGUAUGAUAUAUGCGAAAAGGUUUAUCGAGCAUUACCUCGACAAUAUGUUUUAUAAUCUCACUACGGUGGCUCUGCAUGAUUGGAGAACCUACAGAAUGAUGCAUGCCCUCGCUCAUUACAAGCUGAACCUUGACACUGUACAAAAUCACCUGCCUACGCAGACCUUGGAGCAAGGUCUCGACGCCUUAGAGAUUAUGAGAAACAUUCAUGUGUUUGUCUCAAAGUAUUUGUACAAUCUGAAUACGCAAACGUUCAUCGAACAUACCAGCAGCAAUAAACAUCUGAACACCAUUGGAAUUCGACACAUAGCAAAUUCUAUUAGGACGCAUGGGACUGGUAUCAUGAGUACAACAGUGAAUUUUGUGUAUCAAUUUCUUCGAGUGAAGCUGCACACUUUCUCACAGUUCCUUUUCGAUGAACACAUAAAGUCAAGACUGAUGCGUAACAUAAGGUACAUCAAGGUCCAAAGAGAGAAUGGUGCAACACCUUACGCCUAUGAAAGGGCAGAAAAAUUCCAGAAAGAGAUCAGAAAGCUGGGUAUGACGCCGGAUAGUCUGAGUUAUUUGGAUCAGUUUCGACAGUUAAUUACUCAGAUUGGAAAUGCAUUGGGGUACGUACGAUUAAUCAGAUCAGGUGGAUUACAUGCUAGUUCGAAUGCCAUUUCUUUCUUGCCAGACAUCAACUCCUCUGUGUCGUUUGUAUCGAUAUGCAAGAACUUGAAUUACAGCACCAUAACACAAGCUGCUGCGAAGUGCUUAGAAGAUGAUAUAGGAAAUUUGGUGCGGAACUUUACAAAUGGUAUACAAUAUUUCAAACUGCUUGUUGAUGUGUUCGCGUCUGCGUUUAGGGACACCGAGUCCCAUCACUUGCAACAAUUUUAUGCCAUUGUACCGCCGUUAACAUUAAGCUUUGUGGACAACUCGAUAUCGAACAAGGAGAAAAUGUUCAAAAAGAAUCAAACCGGUGCAGGAUUUACCGACGAUGGUUUUGCAAUGGGAAUCGCUUACAUAAAUGCCCUUUUGAAUCAGUCAUCGGAAUUGGACAGUUUGCACUGGUUCAAAACAGUCGAAGAGCAUUUAAGUAUGGAAAAACAAGCAGCGGGAAAUAAAAAUGAUCAUGGAGAUGAAAAAUUGCAACAGACAAGGGCGUUAACGUUAAAACGCCUGAAAGAGAGAAGUGCUGAGUUCCAGUUACUCUAUUACAGCUUGUCCGGUGCAAGAGUAUUCUUCAAACAAUCUGACACGUAA
Molecule: messenger RNA, 3258 nt
Organism: Dufourea novaeangliae
Lineage: Eukaryota; Metazoa; Arthropoda; Insecta; Hymenoptera; Halictidae
Gene: SWIP
Product: WASH complex subunit 7
Exons: 1
Coding region: 1-3258 (1085 amino acids)
Biological process (GO): endosome organization; endosomal transport
Cellular component (GO): endosome; WASH complex
Source: RefSeq, a predicted model, not a curated record